This is a messenger RNA of Colletotrichum fioriniae, 2148 nucleotides long. RefSeq lists its product as uncharacterized. The record is from RefSeq and is a predicted model, not a curated record. Lineage: Eukaryota; Fungi; Ascomycota; Sordariomycetes; Glomerellales; Glomerellaceae. Gene Ontology annotation, molecular function: damaged DNA binding; FAD binding; deoxyribodipyrimidine photo-lyase activity. Gene Ontology annotation, biological process: photoreactive repair.
AUGGCGGCGUCCAAUAUCCUCAUCUACCUGCUCCGGCACGAUCUUCGCAUUGCGGAUAACCCUAUCCUUCAUCAUCUCGUAACCGCGUCUGACCACGGAUUCACACAUGUCCUCCCUGUCUACGUAUUCCCGGCUCACCAGAUCGAGAUUUCCGGCCUCUUGCGCGAAGGAAGCAAAUCCCCUUACCCAGAAGCUCGCAGCGAGAUUGGCAAGUUCUGGCGGUGUGGACCUCACCGAACAAAGUUCAUCGCUCAGUCCGUUUGGAACGUCAAAGAAUCCCUCGAAGGCGUAGGAAGUGGCCUGGCUUUACGCGCAGGCAGAUUCGGUGAUGUCGUUGGCGACCUUCUUCAAGGAUUCGCAGACAAACACCAAAAGGUCGGAGCGGUCUGGAUGGUCGAGGAGGAAGCUAUCGAAGAGAAAAAGGAUGAGAAGGCAGUGGCCAAAGCCUGCGAGAAGCACGGCGUCCAGUUCAAGACUUGGCUGGACGAGAAAUACUUCAUUGACGACCGCGACCUCGGCUUCAAAACUCCCAGCGACCUGGCAGAUGUUUUCACAGCCUUCAGAAAGACCCAAGAGCCGCUCCGCGAGAAACCGAGACCCACGCUGGCUCGCCCUGCAAAGGGUUCCCUUCCACCCUUCCCUGAGCAGUCCGCUAUCCCUCCCCAGCAAGCACCAUUUCAGAUCCCAUUCACCUACGAUGCCCUUGAGUCCGGUCUUCUUAAACCUCUGAAGUGCCCCUUCGAGAAAGAGCCAAAGUUUCCAGAGAAGGCGACUUCUGUUCAUCCGUUCAGUGGUGGCGAGGAUGUCGGCAUUGAGCGUCUGGAUCACCUUGUCAAGACAGGUGCCAUGUCAAGCUACAAGGACACACGCAACGGUCUCCUAGGAGUCGAUUUCAGCACCAAACUUUCAGCUUAUCUAUCACUGGGAUGCCUGACGGGUCGCCAGAUCCAUGAGGCUCUGGUCAAGUUUGAAGACGGCCAGGAUGCUACAUUCAAAGACACGCCCGGGUACGGAAAGGGAGAAAAUGACGGAACCAAGGCUGUGCGAUUCGAACUCCUCUGGCGUGACUAUAUGCGUCUUUGCACGAAGAAGUUUAGAGGGCAGCUUUUCCGCGUCACUGGUUUCAAGGCCGACAAGACACCCAAGUGGAAGUCAGCGGACCCUGAGCACGUGGUUUCUGACGACAACCUUGGUGCGUCGCCGGAUGAUAUUCAAAAGACACUGAACAGGUUCCUUGAGGGAACCACCGGCAUGGGGUUGAUUGACGCCUCGCAACGCGAGCUGUACCACACUGGUUACACUUCUAACAGAGCUCGUCAAAAUGUGGCUUCCUUUUUGACCAAGCAUCUCGGUAUCGACUGGCGGUACGGAGCUGAAUGGUACGAGUAUCUUCUUGUCGACUAUGACGUUAGCUCGAACUGGUCCAACUGGCAGUACGUCGCUGGCGUCGGCAAUGAUCCUCGUGGUGACAACAGAAUUUUCAAUCCUGUUAAGCAAGCCUUCGACUAUGAUAAGAACGGAGAGUAUGUCAAAGCCUGGGUCGUCGAAACUCGACAGGUUGGAAAGUUGGAGAAUGUGUUCCAGCUCUGGACCACACCCGCGGAUGAGCUCGAACGCCUCGGUUUGAACAACAACACCAUGAUCACAGACCCCAUCAAGAAGAUUGAUUUCUCGGUAGAAGGGAAACCUAAGACCGGUAGAAGGCAGUAUAAUAAUCGACGAAGGGGUCGAGGCAACCCCCAUCAGGGCAACGGGUCCAACGGUGGACCAUCACGAGGGCCUCCACCAGGAUCAGGAAGCUCUACUGGAGGCUACGGUCACUCGAAUGGUGCUGCCUCAGACCAAGGCUCGACAGGCCACUCUUCAUCUAGGUCACCACCCAGUGGGCCUCAGGGAUACCGUACCAACGGAGGAAACGGCGGAUUCCGUGGCGACUCCCGUGGUGGCUAUCGUGGCGGACGGGGUGGUCGAGGUGGAGGUGGUGGCAGCAGCGGUGGAAGUGGAGGAGGUUACCGAGGGGGUCGUGGAUCGUUUGGCGGUGGCAGGGGAGGAGGCUUCAACACCUACCACAUUGCCAACAUGUAUCCCUUGGCAAACAAUCAGCCGCGGCCACAGUGGACAAACGCGACGUCUUUGCAACAGUCGUAG